UUUCUCCCCACAACACUGACAUCCCACUCCUGCUGACAAACAAACGAGCACCAUGCCCGGCGACAAGAAGAAGAAGGACAAGGACAAGAAGGACAAGAAAAAAGUUGACAAGUCACCAAGCAAGAGCAAGAAGCAGAAGAAGCGACCUCUGAAUGGGCUGGACUUGCUGACAGAGGCUUGCGUGUAUGUUGAGGAACAAGAGAGGUAUCAGUCUCGGCAAAAGCAAGAAGAGAAUCGUCCUGGAAGGCACUCGGCACGAACACGAGCUAUUCUGAAUGCUUGGUAUGAAGCGAACAUGGACAAGAACGGCCGUGCAUAUUUGUCUGAGGAGGAGAAGGUGCGGCUUGCGCACAUCUGCAACUUGAAGCCAAAGCAGGUGGCGACCUGGGUCAAUAACAGGCGCAAUCGCUGA
This is a messenger RNA of Salpingoeca rosetta, 412 nucleotides long. RefSeq lists its product as uncharacterized. Lineage: Eukaryota; Choanoflagellata; Craspedida; Salpingoecidae. Gene Ontology annotation, molecular function: DNA binding. Gene Ontology annotation, biological process: regulation of DNA-templated transcription. The transcript has a single exon. Bases 53 to 412 code for a protein of 119 amino acids. The record is from RefSeq and is a predicted model, not a curated record.